Molecule: messenger RNA, 498 nt
Organism: Apodemus sylvaticus (European woodmouse)
Lineage: Eukaryota; Metazoa; Chordata; Mammalia; Rodentia; Muridae
Gene: Tex46
Product: testis expressed 46
Exons: 2
Coding region: 1-498 (165 amino acids)
Source: RefSeq, a predicted model, not a curated record
AUGCUGGGGGAGCUAAUCUUUCUUCUGAGGAGUUUCCAUGGGUUCCUGGCUUCUUCAGGCCCCAUAGGAGCGCUCCUGGCUUGGUUGAUAAGCUUUAAGCCCCUCUUGUUUGCCUUCCUCCUCCUUCUGCUGUUGCUCAGCAACUGGCUGGUCAAACAGGAACACAACUGGGCUCCCUCCCCGCCCCAGGAGGAGGCAGAGACUGCAAAGGCUCCAGAAGUCCAUCCCAACAACACCGUCUCGAACAAGGAAGAGCUGGAGAAAAUUAAUGCUUGCGUCGCCCUCCAAGAUAAGGUCCUUGAACGGCUGAUGCUCAGUGAGAUGAAACUGAAAGCCUUGGAAAAUCAGGUGUUCGUCAUAUGGAAUAAAAUAAAUCGCCGCCGGUGGAACAGCAGACAGCAGAACUUCUCCAGGAGGAGGCACAGGUCGAGAAGGAAUGACUCCGCGUUUUCCACCAUGUCUAAAUGUACUACCAUUACCCCCACUGAAUGUGACUGA